Messenger RNA from Cyphomyrmex costatus, 1320 nucleotides. RefSeq names its product fibroblast growth factor 1. The transcript has 5 exons. Bases 143 to 847 code for a protein of 234 amino acids. The record is from RefSeq and is a predicted model, not a curated record. Gene Ontology annotation, molecular function: growth factor activity. NCBI's taxonomy places the organism in Eukaryota, Metazoa, Arthropoda, Insecta, Hymenoptera, Formicidae.
CGAAAAACUUGGCGUGGUGUACAAUAUGUAUAUUCGCGUGUGAAAAUGUAAUGUAAUAUAAUGUAUUCACAUUCAAAGAUUGUCAGUGCUUCAUAUAAAUAUAAAUGCUAUGUAACGGCAGCUCAAAAGGGAAGUCGGGAAAAUGAGUUUGCGCUGGAUUCACGAGAAUCUAGAAGCGCCAACGUGCGACGAGGAGUGCAGCGAUAUCGAUGACAGUUGCAGCGAUGACAGCUGCGACACGGAAUUGUCCCUCCAGGAGGAGGAUGUGACGAAGAAUGGAAAAGAUAUCGCUCGCGAUGGCCGAAAGAAGAGGGAAACCAGAAGAGCCCCGACCUCAACCGUUACGUUCGAUGGAAACGGAACGCCACGCAACAUUGAACGUAACUGCAAAUCACGCAAGUACCCACCUUACAUAAUAUGGGAUCCACGACAACCAGCGAAAAAUCCUAUCUAUAAUUGUCGAAUAAUUAAGUUGUACUGUCGCACCGGAUAUCAUCUAGGAAUUACGCCUUCGGGGCGGGUGGAAGGAUUAUCCGGAAACAAAGAGCCAUAUGAUCUGCUUUACGCAACACCGGUAUCUUUUGGUGUUAUUAGAAUACAAAGCGUCGAAACGAGGCUGUACUUGGCAUUCAACAAGAAAGGGCGGUUGUACGGAGAGAUAAAUAUGACUAAUGACAACACCGAAUGGGAACAAUGGAGCAUUGGUUCCUACGAUGCGUUCAGAUCGCGAAAAUACGCGCAAUAUGGAUGGUGGAUAGGAAUAAAGAAAAAUGGACGAGCAAAGCCUGGGCCGAAAACAUUUUGGGGACAAAAAGCUAUACAAUUUUCGGCUAUCCAAGAGGAUUAAUCGAUUAAUCGACCGAAACUUUUAAGAUACAGAUACGCUUUAUAGGGCAUGCCUCUUAUUUCCGACAAUUCAUUCGUUACGUAAACUUUCUCAGAAAGAAAUUCAGGACGAUCAUGAGUGUUUUAUGAGCUAUGAUGUUGUAUGAUAAGGAAUAAGAGAAUCAUUUAGACAAGGCGAUAAUUAUCGAACAGUAAUGUUCCAAUAGAAUAUAAUGUUUAUUAUAACACCGUGUUAUACUCAACAAUAGGAUACUCAAAUUUGGGAUUGUACACUCCUUUUGUAUCUUUAAACUAAACUGUUGCAAGUUGCAAUUCCUUAUUCGUAGUAGAUACAUAUUUGUUAUUACAUGUCAAUCGAUACAUCAAACUGUUAAGUAAGACGAUUGCGUACGUGUAUGUACUUGAAUCGUUUCGUAAAUAACAGAAAUUAUCUUAUUAUUUUGCUUAUAUCAUAUGCAUUAGCUUUUCGUUAAU